AUGGUUACAGCUGCAGAAGUAGAAGAGGAAAAUAUUAGUGCUGCCGAUUUGGAGCAUGGGGCGUAUACUUACUCUCUAAGACCAAAAGAACCACAUGCACAGUAUGAAUAUGCAUUAAAAGCCAGAACUGCCAAUGGGGACUGGGGAGAGUACACCACCUAUGUUUGGCCGGAAUUUUGUUCUGGCCCCCAACCAUCACCGAUCUUGACUACUACAACUAGAAAUUUUGCAAGCAAGAAGUGUCCAAAGGUGUAUCGUGAAAAAAUCAUGUGGCCGGAGGCAAAUCCUCAAGAUGUGAUCACUGCUGAUUGUCCUGAUGGCAUGAGAUCAGGCUAUAUACACUUUAAAUGUCUUCUUGGUGGCAUUUGGGAUCCAAAUGGGCCAGAAAUGGAUAACUGUAAUAGUCAUUACUUGGAGACAACACCAAAAUGGAAGAUUGAAGAAAGUACAACUACUGCUUUCACAACCAGUUCUACCAUACCUGUCAGCUCCCUUGAUAAAGCAGGUACGCUUCUUCAGCAGCUUACUGUUCCUCGUAGCCCAGAUGCAUCUACUGAGGGAGACAGAAUGUUCAACACUGUCACAUCCUUGCCUGCUCUUUCCCAAAAUAUGAGCAAUGAACUCAUGAAGAUUACAGACCCCAGGAAGAGAAAGGAAAGAGCUGACCACUUUAAAGAGUCACUUGAUACAGCAAAACGCAAAUCUGCAGCAUCAGCACUCCUCUCUAGUGUGGAGACCACAGGGCUAUUAGCAGCUUCAACUAUAGAUGUUGGCAUGAUGAAUGUAACUCGCAAACCUAACAUUUUGAUGAAGCUGAUGAAUGUGGACCUUGCAGGAGAACAAGGAGCCACCCUCAGAGGAGUCCCAGUAGAUAAUGUUGGGUCAAAGUUCAAUGAAAUUACCAUUCCUAUCCUUACACUGAAGCAGAUUGGAAGACGAUCAUUGCCAGUGGUGCUUGUUAUUCUCAGUAACAUGAAUGAGUGGCUGGCUCCCUCAGGAGUACCGACCAGUUUCAGCACCCACCUGGAUGGCGACAGUGGCAGUUUUAUUUAUGCUGGUAACACUAACCCAUCUGACAUCCCACGAAGAAGAGUUAAUUCUGAGAUCAUUUCAGCUUCUGUAUCUGAUCAACCUACAGAAGCAGUUGCUAACCCAAAGUGCAGUUUCUGGGAUCCUAGAAACAGCACCUGGUCAGAUGAAGGAUGUAAAAUUCGUUUUACCAACAAAACCCACACAGCCUGUGAAUGUAAUCAUCUCACCAGUUUUGCUGUACUUAUGGACAUCACAGGGGCUAAUGUCAUGCUGUCUUCGAAAGCCCGGUUUUCCUUAGAAAUCAUCACCUAUGUGGGAUGCACCAUCUCUGUCUUCUGCCUAGUUAUCAGCUGGAUUACUUUUGCUGUUUUUAAGAGCCUAGAUUGUGACAGAAACACGAUCCACAAGCACCUGGUAUUUUGUCUGAUGCUGGCCCAGAUAGUGCUGAUAACAGGCAUUCAGCAAACAGAACCAAAGAUCUUGUGCUCUAUUAUUGCUGGGCUCCUGCAUUUCCUGUUCCUGGCAUCAUUUUCCUGGAUGUGUCUGGAAGGUGUUCAGCUGUAUGUCAUGCUCAUUGAGGUGUUUGAGUCGGAGCGUUCUCGUGUCAUUUGGUACUAUCUCUUUGGAUAUGGCAUUCCUACAAUAAUUGUGUCUGUUUCUGCGGGCAUCUAUCCCCAAGGUUAUGGAACAGAUGGACACUGCUGGUUAACAACAGAAAGAGGGUUUAUCUGGUCCUUUGUUGGUCCAGCUCUUGGGGUCAUGGUAGUAAACAUAAUUAUGCUUAGCAUUGCAAUCUACAUCAUGGUGCGACAUUCCUCAGUUUCUCACACAAUGCGACACAAAUCGGUGCCGCAAAAGAUGAGUGGUUCUGGAAGUUUCUACAGUAUGGGUGAGCCAGAAAUUAAAAGCCCCAGCCGUCCUGAACUUCCGAACCAUCACAGUCUGGGUAGCUGCGCUUUGUAUAGAUGGAGUGGUUGUGAUGGGAUUGGUGGGGGUGUUGUUGGUCAUGGUAGUCGUGGUGGUAGCACCCCCCACCUUUAUUCCAGCAUUGACCAUCUCCAUCUCUUGACUUCUGCUGGUACUUCAGUAGAGGAGAGAGUGACCUGGAUAAAAGGGGCGGUGGUGCUUGUGGUGCUUCUGGGACUGACAUGGGUAUUUGGUGUCAUGUACCUGGAUCAUAGUACUGUGGUGUUUGCCUACAUCUUCACGAUCUUGAAAAGUCUACAGGGCCUGUUCAUCUUUAUUUUCCAUUGCCUCCUUAACGAAAAGGUGACUGAUAACACUUUUCAUGUGCUUAAGCUGUAAUCUUUAACAGCAAUA
Molecule: messenger RNA, 2352 nt
Organism: Pomacea canaliculata
Lineage: Eukaryota; Metazoa; Mollusca; Gastropoda; Architaenioglossa; Ampullariidae
Product: adhesion G protein-coupled receptor L3-like
Exons: 19
Coding region: 1-2337 (778 amino acids)
Biological process (GO): adenylate cyclase-activating G protein-coupled receptor signaling pathway; cell surface receptor signaling pathway
Cellular component (GO): membrane
Molecular function (GO): G protein-coupled receptor activity
Source: RefSeq, a predicted model, not a curated record